UACAAGAUAAGAGAGAGAAGAGAGAAGAGGAACAGCAUGGACCAACUAGCGGUCAAGAUGUUCCACUACAAAGACAAGGAGCAGUCCUCCAACCUGCUCCUGCAGCUCAACAGACUGAGACAGGAGAGCAUCCUGACCGAUGUGUCCCUGUGUUCAGAUAACACAGAGAUCCCGUGCCAUCGCAACGUCCUGGUCUCCAGCAGCCCCUACUUUAGAGCCAUGUUCUGCAACAACUUCAAAGAGACACAGCAGACUAAGAUUGACUUAAAGGGCAUCACAUCAGUCAUUCUGAGCAGUAUCAUUGACUAUGUUUACACGGGACUCAUCAGUAUCAGCAUGGAAAUCGUGCUGCCUCUGAUGCAGGCGGCAUCCAUGUUGCAAUAUGGCCGCCUUUUUGAGGCCUGCUCAAGCUUCCUUCAGGAGCAGUUGAGCCCCGACAACUGUUUGAGCAUGAUACGACUCUCUGAGAUCCUGAAUUGUUACAGUUUAAGGGACAAAGCGAAGGAGAUGGCCAUGAAGAGCUUCUCUGAUGUGUCAGCAUCUGAGGAUCUGUGUGAGCUCUCCUUACCAGAGCUCAUGGGAUACCUGGAGGACGACGGUCUUUACGCGGAGGAGGAGCAGGUCUUUGAGACGCUGGUAGCUUGGAUCCACCAUGAUCCUUUAUCAAGGCGUGGAUCAGUCAGUGACCUUUUCAAGAAGGUUCGCCUCCGCUACAUCCAUCCCACAUACCUCUUUCAAUUCAUAGCCAAUGACCCUCUGAUCCAGUCCUCCAGCCUCUGCACCGGGCUCAUAGAAUCUGUCAGACGACUGAUGUUUUCCGUCAGCACAAAAUGUCUUGGUGACACAGCAGUUGACUUCAAACCUGUCUGGGUUGCACCGAGGCGCUUCUCCUACCACGAAAUGUUGGUGGUGGUGGGAGGGAGGAAGAACAACGAGCAGACCUCAAGGGAGGCCCUCGUCUUCGAUGAGAGUAGCGAAACAUGGCAGAUGCUCGCCAAGCUGCCCAUUCGUCUGUACAAAGCCUCCUAUGUCGCACUUCACAGUGUCCUGUAUGUUAUCGGAGGUCUGACCACAAACACAAAGAACUACCAGGUCAGCACGACCGUCUACACCCUCUCCCUCAAGACCAACCAGUGGCGGACGGCGGAGCCCAUGUUGACGCCGCGCUUUGCCCACCAAAGUGUCUCCUACCUCCACUUCAUCUUCGUCCUGGGUGGCUUUGGGCCUGACAGACGACUGACGGACAGCGCAGAGAGGUACAACAGUAUGUUUAACCAAUGGGAGGCUAUGGCGCCCAUGCCUGAGGCUGUGUUGCACCCUGCAGUGGCUGCUUUUAACCAGAGGAUCUAUGUGUUUGGAGGAGAGGAUGCCAUGCAGAAGCCAGUAAGAAUAAUACAGGUGUAUCACAUUGCCAGGAACAUGUGGUCUACGAUGGAGAACAGAACGGUGAAGAAUGUGUCUGCUCCUGCUGUCGUUGUGGAUGACAAAAUCUACAUCAUUGGAGGAUACACCAGGAGAAUGAUCGCAUACGACACCAAGGCCAACCGGUUCAUUAAAUGUGCCAACCUGAAGGAGAGAAUGAUGCACCACUCUGCCACCGCCCUCAAUGGCAAAAUCUACGUCACAGGCGGACGUCACAUCAACGGCCAUGACGUCAUAGAGGACUCUGACAAUGUCGAGUGCUACGACCCAAAGACAGACACUUGGAUAUCUAAGGGGACUCUGCCGUUUAAGCUGUUCGACCAUGGAUCGCUGACUCUGACGCAUGUCUCACAGGAGUGGACAAAAUCAUAG
This is a messenger RNA of Anoplopoma fimbria (sablefish), 1794 nucleotides long. Its product is annotated as kelch-like protein 38. Lineage: Eukaryota; Metazoa; Chordata; Actinopteri; Perciformes; Anoplopomatidae. The record is from RefSeq and is a predicted model, not a curated record. The transcript has 5 exons. Gene Ontology annotation, molecular function: protein binding. The coding region runs from base 37 to 1794 and encodes 585 amino acids.